AUGGAAUAUCGUUCAACUUUAAGGGUUCUUCAAGAUAUUGCAAUCAAGUGGGAUCAAAGUUUAUUGGCGGUAUUCAGGUCAGCCUUGGUGGUAUCUAGUGUGAAAUUGCACUUCUCCCCAGUCCCCAUUGAGGUUCUACUUUUGGGCGACUUCAAUGGAAGUCUCAAAUGGGCAUAUGCAGUGAAGAACAACUUCCCUUCAUCUUCCAAAUUCAAAUGGGUGAUUGAGAAAGUUUCUGAAUUGAACCAGGAAGAUCAUUUCUCGCCUACAUUCACCGUAGGUCGUCGUAAAUGGAGAUUGCUAGCUUUUCGUAGGGGAAGCAAUGCGGAUGAUUACUUAUCAGUCUAUGUGGUUGCUGUCGACUGUACGAACUCCCGAUAUGCAAAAUUCAGUUUGGCUCUUGUUGGUCAAACCAAUAACACACUAAAAAAAGAUACAGAAGGACAGAUUCUCCAAUUCACAAAAGAGGAAAAUGAUUGGGGUUUUGAUGAGUUUAUACGGUUCAAUGAACUUUCCGAUCCUAUUAAUGGGUACAUUGUUAAUGAUGCUUGCAUCAUUGAAGUCGAAUUGUGUUCGUUUCCAAAACAAGAUUCUAUCGAGGAGUCGGUGCCCAUGGAACUCAUGGAAUCCGGCCAUUCUGGUACGAAGUCUCCACAUGAGAAAACCAAGAAGAGAAAGGAGCUGGAGGAGGACAAUUCUUCAUCUGUUCUAAGAAAGCGGCCGUCUAUUGAUAGAACUAAGAAGAAAGAAGGGGAACAAGUUAUAGAAAGUGGCGAGGAAGCAACCCAACAUGGAAAACAAGUUAUAGAAAAGUGGCAGGGAGCAGUCCAAAGUUAUAGUAAAAGGAAAAGAGCUGCAGCAGAAGGAAUAAAUGCUGCAGGAAGUGGAAAAGUCUUAGAUGGAAAAAGAGUUGCAGAAAAUGGCAAGGAGAAUAAGAAUAAUAUUGUAGAUGGGUGCCCAUCAUCAGAAAAAAGUAACUUCGAGAACCAACCUGCCAAAAAAGCAAAAAUGACUCUAAAGAAAAAAGCUUCUAAAGCAAAUGAAGGGGAAACAAGAGUGGUAAUACUAAUAUCACCGUAAAUGAAAGUCAAGAAACCUUUUAGAGCAGCUUUCACUCCCCUAUGGUCACUGAUAAAGAGAAUUUAUAAAAAAGAAAAGUUGAGUUUCAGUAAACAACAGUUGGAAAUGAUACAGGAUUCUCCGUUUGGGAAUAUUUUUAUGGCAUUCCAUGAAGCUAGAGAAACUGACGGAAAUCCUUGCAAAACCCAUUCUAGAAGUCACUGGUCCAAGUCGGCAGAUGCUUGCAACAAAAUGCUAAAAUGAUCUGGUUUGCUGAACAUAUUAAGAGCGGCAUUGAGAAGACGCCGAUAGUCGAGGGACUUCCUAGACUUGCUAGGUGGAACCUCCAUGAUAUUUCCUCUGCCAUAGAGACAGAUUUCAUGGGUCUUACGGAUUUUGAGAUAUCUGAGAGUUUCUGUCAAGCAUACUCGGAAGCAGAAAAACAAAUACUGAAUAUCUUGAGAACGCAGCUACAAGAACAGGAUCAACUACUGUGUGAAGCAGAACAAGGUCAGCCUCAACAAAAUGAUGUUGUUGAGCAGGAAGUUCAGGACGAGGUACAAACGAAGGUUCAAAGAGAUGACUGAGUAACAGAUGUGGGUCACAACUACCACUCAUAUUGGAAGGAAAAUGAGGGAGAAUGUCAAUAAAGAAUUAUUUUUUGAAGUAUUAUAUAUACGUUCCCCCCUUUUUUGUGUCUAAACAUGUUUAGGAAUUGCCUUGUCGCAGCAUACAAGUGCAAAAAGGUCUCAGCCUGAUACAUUGGGUGUGGGGUCUUCUAGUGAGGAUACUGAAGAUGUGGAGAUCCCAAAUGUUGACGAUGCUCUGCAAAAUCUUGACACCUCAACCACCAGCGGUGACAUGGGUUUGAAUGAGAAGGAUAUUGUGAAUCCUGCGAAGGGGGAUGCAUUCAUUCCUCCCGUUCAUUGUUCAGCCAACCCACCUGUUGCUACGAGUGUUGCGUCCUUGCCUGAGGGUGAUGCCACAAGGGUUAUAGAAGAGACUACUGCUCCCACUACUCCUUUUGUGAAUUCCAGCAUUCUUGAUUCUGAAGCAAGUGACGGGCUCCACUCAACCAUAGGUUGCGCUCCUCCCCCAUGUUUAGCUGACAUGGAGUCCUACGUUCGUGAAUAUGAUAACGAGUCAGCCUUGUCUUCCCAUGCUAAGUUUGUGGAGCACUUCAUAAGUUAUACCUGUUUUACCACACCGAAUCCAAGUAUCGUGCAGACGCUGCGCUGGCUAAACAAAUCGAAGCCACUAAUGGUAAGUGUUUCUAGACUGCUCACUCUGUUUUGUGGGUUGAUGAAGUCAUGCUUCUGGUGGUCAUCGGGGGUACACCUCCAUCAUUUUUCCUGUAACGCGAAGUCAACCAGUCCAAACAAUCCUUGCUUUCGCUAAGAACAGGAUCACUCAAUUUGUGCGAGCCCUUGUGCAGCAAAACUCAAUCCAAACUGUAUGUCAGUACGUACAAACAUUCCCAAGAACUUGUGUCCCAGUUAGUGGAUCUUAGAAGAUGUUUUAAUGGCAAUGCUAUGGCUACUAUUUAUACGCUUAGGGCCAGUCUAGAAAAGCCAAUACACUAUGGUAAAGAAUACUACCGCUGCCCCUGACAUCCUCAGGGCGGAAAAGUCUAAGCUUGGCACAGAAAAAUGAAUCAUUUAAAAUUCAAGAACCUUCAAGCAUUAUGUAUGAGGUUUGGUGAGGACUAUCGAUCCCUGCACACCGAGCAUGGGUCCAGCGAAACUUAUGGAGAAUUGCUCAGUAUAUUACACAUAGAGCCUUCAAGGAUGACUUCAGUGUUCAAGAGCAGCUGACCUCCCCGAUCACCCGCAUUCAAGAGCUUGAAAGUUUGAACCAAGAUAAAGCCCGACAACAGGCGGAUUUGCAGCUUCAACUGGAAGGUAUCCGAGAACAGCUGGCCGUUGCGAAUGCCCAUAUUCAAGAGGUUGAAAGUUUGAACCAGGCUCAAGCCCUACAACAUGCGGAUGUGCAGUUUCAGCUGGAAGGUAAUGUCGAGAGUCUGAAAUCGCAGCUCAAGCGGGCCAAGCAAUAUUACGGUAAGUGGGCGAAGGAUCAAGUAAACCAAGCCUUUGACCUAGCUGAAUCUUCAGGGAUGAUGAAGCCAGGUGAAAAGUUCAAACGUUAUUGAUGAUGAUACCUCACUUAUUCAUGGAUACCUUUAUGAUUCCUUAUUGAGAUUCUCGUGCAAAGUACUGUCUUUUUGUUAACCGCCAUCCACAAUCGCACACAAAUGCUGGGAAUGUUGGCUGGGAUUGAAAGAUAGGAAUCACAAAUUUUGAGUAAACGUCGAUCAAUCAAGUUGCAUGAGCUUCCGCCUCCCCCCCUUGUACGCCUAGGCGUAAUCUCUUCCAGUUUCUUUUUUCCUUUUCAUUGUCGAUCUAAACUUUUCACUUCAAAAGAAAAGGGACAAAAAAGAAUUUUGCUUACUUAUCAUUCUCGGUUUAUGUUGUUGAAUGUAAGAAUUUGCAGUUUGUGAAGAUGAAACUAUUAACCAAAACACGUUAAUAAAAGGUACAAAUUAACAUCUA
Papaver somniferum (opium poppy) is the source of this 3608-nucleotide messenger RNA. RefSeq names its product MATH domain and coiled-coil domain-containing protein At3g58370-like. The record is from RefSeq and is a predicted model, not a curated record. The coding region runs from base 1 to 1080 and encodes 359 amino acids. NCBI's taxonomy places the organism in Eukaryota, Viridiplantae, Streptophyta, Magnoliopsida, Ranunculales, Papaveraceae. The transcript has 15 exons. Gene Ontology annotation, molecular function: protein binding.